Triticum urartu is the source of this 1388-nucleotide messenger RNA. RefSeq names its product zinc knuckle (CCHC-type) family protein. The record is from RefSeq and is a predicted model, not a curated record. NCBI's taxonomy places the organism in Eukaryota, Viridiplantae, Streptophyta, Magnoliopsida, Poales, Poaceae. Gene Ontology annotation, biological process: DNA replication checkpoint signaling; replication fork processing; DNA damage response. Gene Ontology annotation, cellular component: nucleus; replication fork protection complex. Gene Ontology annotation, molecular function: zinc ion binding; DNA binding.
UCUCCCCAUCUCCGAUUCCCAAAUCCUGAGAUCCAUCUCCCUCCCUCCAUCCCAUGGCGGCGUCGGCGCCGACGGGCUGCUUCAAGUGCGGCCGCCCCGGCCACUGGUCCCGGGACUGCCCCUCCGCCCCGCCGUCCUCCUCCACCAACCCCAACCCCAACCCCAACCCCGCCGCCGGCGCCGGCGCCGCCCGCUUCGCCCCCUACAAGCCGAGACAGUUCUCCAAACCCGCGGCGGCUGCGGCGGCGGCUCCGGCUGAGGUCGAGGAGGCACCGCAGGAUGGUGCUAAGAAGAAGAAGGAGAGGACGACGCGGCCCAAGCUCACACCGGACCUCCUCCUCUCCGACGACGGCCUGGGCUUCGUCCUCCGCUACUUCCCCAAGGCGUUCAAGCCCCGCGCCCGGCCCGGAUCCGAGGUGGAAGACCUUGGCAAUCUGAUCAAGCUUUACGCGGACUGGCACUCUCGCUUGAUCCCUUACUACUCCUUCGAUCAGUUUGUGCGCAAAGCUGAGAAAGUUGGGGCCAGUAGCCGUGUUAGGAGAUGCAUUUCGGAAUUGAAGGAAAGGGUUGCCAGAGGGGGGGAUCCUACACUACUGCAUCAACCGCCAGUGGAAGAAGUCAUACCAGAGGGAGAACCUGAUGGAACCACACAAGAAGACCCAAUCCUGGGGACAGAACCUCCGUCGACGGACAAUCAUGAGGAUGUGGACCCAUUUGCGAUGGAAAGUGAUGACGUGGAUCCCAUGCAAGAGGAUUUGCUAAAUGAAAUAUAUGAAAAGACAGCCGAUGAACCUGUAAUAAGAUCUGGCGUUGAAAGCGCUGAACAACCCGUGGCUCCAAAAGAGGCAGAGAAGCAUCAAGAUGGAGAGGAGAGUGGCGGGAGCAAGCCAAGCAAAGUUGAGCUGACGGAGGAGCAGAAGGCGCGCAUGGAGGCUAACAGGCUCAAGGCGCUGGAGAGAGCGGCAGCAGCUCGGGCUCGCGCAUCCCAGUCGCAGCCUACUACUGAAACCACUACCUAAAAGCGUUCAGGGUUUUGAAUCACUCCGCCUUGGAUGUUAAACUGUGUAAGAAGCAUAGGUGGUGUGUUUCCUUCAAGGGCCAAGGUGGUGUUCGUUGAAGUUGAGGUGGAAAACCCAGAAAACAUUUUACUUCCGCCGGUGUGGAAGUCGGUAAUCUGUUUGCCAGAAGAGUUGGAGUAUAUUGCUGUGCUGGUGGCGGUGGACAAGCUACACAAGAGAUUUUGGCCAAACAUGCACUAGCUGUUUGCUCGCAAUUUCCCAUGUGUCCUUACGCAUCUGUUAUGGCUCCUGAUUGCAGCCCUGGGACAUGCAGCAGGAAUUUAUGUAUGCAUACUUAGAUGUUACUCGUACUAUUUGGUUUGUUCAUCU